AUGGAUUCUGCACCCGAGGAAGCAGCAAAGUCCAUCCAUAUAUUUAACGCCUUCAAAGAAGAAAACAGAUAUUUCGACGAUGGCUUUUUUACGUUUACAAGCACGGAACAGAAGAGAGUAGAAGACUUAAUUGCUCAGGAAUGCAUGAAGUUUCAUGAUGAAUUUAUGGAUUCACCAGAAGACGAUGCACCGUUUGCGCCUGUGUUGUGGAGGACAUUACAUAGUCAUUACUUAAUGAAUAAUCUGAGAGAAUUUGGGAGAGGUGGAAUGAGCCUUUGGGCUUCAAAACCAUGGAUUUGUUAUUGGGGACUCCAUAGUUUGCGACUUCUAGAAGCUGAGUCCGAUGAGGAUUUGUAUAGUGCAGUAGUACGAUUUUUGAAAACUUGCGAAGCUCCUGGGGGCGGAUACGGAGGUGGCGCUGGACAGAUGGCUCAUUUGGCAACAACUUAUGGGGCUGUAAUGGCACUUGUCAGCAUAGGGACAGUAGAGGCACUUUCUAGCAUAAACAGGAAAACUUUGAAACAGUUUUUGAAAGAAAUGAAACAACCAGACGGGAGCUUCAAGUUACAUCGAGAUGGGGAGAUUGAUAUUCGAGGCAUUUAUUGUGCGCUUGCAGUGGCUUCAAUUACUAACAUUCUCGAUGAAGAAUUGGCUGCUAAUGCUGAAAGUUGGUUAAUUAGCUGUCAGACUUAUGAAGGAGGAUUUGGAGGAGAAAAAAGUUGUGAAGCACAUGGUGGCUACACAUUCUGUAGUGUUGCUUCACUUACAAUUCUUGGUAAAACGGCUUUAAUCCAUAUUCCAUCAUUACUGAAAUGGCUAACCAGCAAGCAAAUGAAAUUCGAAGGUGGUUUCCAGGGUCGGACUAACAAACUGGUCGAUGGCUGUUAUAGCUUCUGGCAAGCAGCUGUUUUUCCAAUGAUUGAAAUCAUUUUAAAGAGUUCUGGUGUAGAAGUAGAUCAGUUGUUUGAUGCCCAGGCACUUCAGGAGUUUAUCCUCAUUUCCUGUCAAGAUAAAUAUUUAGGAGGUUUGAGAGACAAACCUGAUAAGCCAAAAGAUGUGUAUCAUACCUGCUAUACAUUAAGUGGUCUUUCUGUCGCACAAGACUAUACUCCAGAUAACGUAGUAGGUGGCACUGCAAAUCGCUUGGCUCGGGUUUCUCCAGUCUAUAAUGUCACUUUAGAGGCAUUGAAGACUGCCAAUGAAUUUUUCCGGACUCCUUAG
Molecule: messenger RNA, 1221 nt
Organism: Enterobius vermicularis (human pinworm)
Lineage: Eukaryota; Metazoa; Nematoda; Chromadorea; Rhabditida; Oxyuridae
Source: the annotation of a GenBank genome assembly